GUCAACAUCCAUUGUGAAUAAAAAUAAAACGACAGAAUAGAUAAUACGCGGUUUGUGUAUUAUUUAUCUGCCAAAAACCCUAUUCUCAACCAAUGAAACUUGAUCAUUUCUCCUAAUUCAACGCUCCAGACAACUAAAACCAUGCAGACAAACACCAAGGACCAUUCGACGAACGGAAUGUCAUCAACAAAAGCAGCAGAAAUCUAUCGAAAAGAUUGCGGCGGAAUCUACUAUGUGUGCUUUCAUUGCGGAAUUCAAUUUGCCAGCAUUGCCGACACUUUGGUUCACAUCGAUCACCACUUUUCGUCAGAGAGUGACAUGAAUGUGGAUCAGGCGCCAAUGGACAUUGUUGACAGAAAAUGUGAACUGUUGGACAAUGUUACCGAAGAAGUGGUUGAUCCCAGUCAGUUGGAACAAAUAUUUAUCGACUGUAGCAAAUCGAUUGAAACGAAUGACGAACAAAGUAUGCCGAUCAAUACGGCCACUUAUACUGUGAUUCAUCGAACAACAGUCCAACCGAGGAAAAACUAUUCGGAUUUGGAAGGACACUUUGAAUGGAAGUGCCUUUACUGUUCGAGUUUGUGGAAGAAAUUUACAAAGCUCAAACAACACUUGAGGAAACACUACAAAGAUCCGUUGCCCAAUGUUAUACCAGUUGCUACCGAGAGAGAAUUCAGUUCACUAACAAGCACACAGUAUUCAUUCAAAUGCACUCUCUGUCCAUCGGAAUUUUUUGAUUCAAUUACAUCUCGGCAACACGUUAAAGAUUGUCAUGCAACAGAACCACUUGAGUGCAUUCCGUGUGGACGAAAAUUCGUUUCAACGCAAUUAUUAACCGAUCACAUGUCAACGGUGCAUGAUGAUGACGAUACGAAGCUGGCGAUCAUGAGUGAUAAUUGCAAGAACGAGGAACAGCAGGAAAUUCAGAACAACAACGAGACAUUGCUGUCGCAGCAGAAUACGUUCUUAUGCAUUCUUUGCAAUAAGACUUUCAACGGAACACUCAAUUUGAUGCAGCACACAUUUGUCCAUUUCAAUUUGAAAAAUUUUAGUUGCACCCAAUGUCCAGCCAAAUUUCGCCGCAUGGCUACGCUCAGAGAUCACAUGGUAAAAAAGCAUUUGUCCGACAUUGACGAGCACAUCUUCAACAUUCAAUGCAGAUUUUGCAAUGAUAAAGUCGAGAAUUUAUUCGAAUUCGUCACUCACACAUUCACCAACCAUUUAGACGAGGGCGACAGAAACAAUUCGGAUUUGGAUACGAUACUCGACUAUGAUUGUCGAUUUUGCUUCAAGACAUUCACCAAAUGGAACGAUGCCUAUCAACAUUUGGGUGUGCAUGCAAAAGAUGAACUUCCGGAAUGUAUCCCAAACGAAGCCACGACGGCAAGAGCUUUUUCCGAACGGGCCAAAAGCGGUUUGUAUCGAUUCGAAUUACUUUACAACUGCAAAGAGUGCCCAAGGACAUUAUGUGGAUCGUUCGAAGCUAGAAACCAUUGGAUUACCGAACACAAACACGUCAUAAAAAGUGAGAUCGUUCCAAGCGAAAAAUUGAACAAACGCACCGGAAAAGAGUCUCUGAAGUGUCACGAUUGUGAUGAAGUAUUCUGCACACAAUUCAAUUUGAUGAAACACAGACUGAUGCACUUCAAAGUGCAACCGUAUCGGUGUCCGAUAUGCGCGAAACGAUUCAGUGUCAGCAGGAACGUACCCAUACAUGUGAAUAAGGUUCACAACACGAAACCCGACGAUAACUAUUGCCAACUCGAUUGUCAUUAUUGCAAGGCUGAAUUUUCCGAAGAGAUAAGCUUUAUCACACACAUGUACAACGAACAUCUGUACGUCAAUUUCAACAUCGAGGAAAAUCUGGAUGGACGAUGUCAAUACGAAUGUCUAUAUUGCAAAGAAAUGAUAGCUCAACGCAGUCAGAUGAGUCAGCAUCUGCUGGAAAAUCAUCCAAAUGAAACGUUACCCGAAACGGAAAGCAAUACGAUCACCGCCGAAUCAUCGAUGAACUCAUUGAGACACAAAGUGGAAUUCAUUUACUGUUGUGUCCAUUGUCCGAAAAAAUUCCGCCUGCCUCAUCCGGCCAACGAGCAUGUCAAAUACAAGCAUAAAAUCGAAAAGAAACCCGUCCAGAAAAAGGAGAAGGAAAAGAAAGCGCCAGUAUCACGGGAUACACAUUGCACUCUGUGCAACAUAACAUUUUUGACCUGGCGUUCCAUGCUCAACCAUCGAGCGAAGCGACAUCCGGAGACGCACAACAAAGAUCGGUACAAAAACCGUCCCACAUAUUACUGUUCAACGUGCGGCAAAGAGUAUCGGGACAAGGGCAAUUUGAAUCAACACGAAGAGACGCAUGCUCGUCUCCAAUCGUAUACGUGCGACAUUUGCAACAAAUCGUAUCGCACCAAAAACUACAUCCAAUUGCAUCUGCUGAGCCACCGCAACGAAAAGAAUUUCAUCUGCGACCAAUGUGGCCGAUCGUUUUACAGUGUCAGCAAACUGAACACGCACAGCCAAAUCCAUCAGAAUUUGAAGCUACAAUGUGAUAUGUGCGACAAGGUGUUUUUCACUCGGUACAAUCUGAGCAAACACAAGAAGACUCACACCACCGACACGCGACGGAAGUGUAAACUGUGCGACAACUACUUUAAGUCAGCUAAUUCGUACCGGACCCAUAUGCUAUUGCAUACCGGUAUUAAGAAAUAUGCCUGUCGAUACUGUGACAUGGCCUUUGCCCAGUCAUCUGGUAGAAGGGGGCAUGAAAAAAUGAAGCAUCACAUUGCUUAGUCGAUACAAAGGAAUGAGAAGAAUAUUUAGUGAUGAAGACGUUAUAACAUAAAUAAAUGAAUUGAGUU
Messenger RNA from Bradysia coprophila, 2858 nucleotides. RefSeq lists its product as uncharacterized. NCBI's taxonomy places the organism in Eukaryota, Metazoa, Arthropoda, Insecta, Diptera, Sciaridae. Gene Ontology annotation, molecular function: DNA-binding transcription factor activity, RNA polymerase II-specific; RNA polymerase II cis-regulatory region sequence-specific DNA binding. The record is from RefSeq and is a predicted model, not a curated record. Gene Ontology annotation, biological process: regulation of DNA-templated transcription.